This is a messenger RNA of Blepharisma stoltei, 2552 nucleotides long. NCBI's taxonomy places the organism in Eukaryota, Ciliophora, Heterotrichea, Heterotrichida, Blepharismidae. The record is from the annotation of a GenBank genome assembly.
AUGAGUUUGCAUGCUUCCAAAAGUUUUGAAGAUUUUACAGCUCAUUCAUCAGCAAAAAGAGUUCCAGCAUUUUCAUCUAAAAUCUUAAAGAAAGUAUCUAACUAUCAUUCAGUGAAUUCACUGCAGCUGAACUCUGAGAAACUCAGGUCUGAUAAUUCCUCCUUCAUUCUUAGCUUGGCUAAUAAAAGCUCAAUUGUCAAAAGCAACUAUUCUAUGAAUACUUCAGGCAUAUAUCUAUCGCCAAUAAAAGAAUCGACUUCACCUCCUAUUCAGUUUAAAUCUUCUGUGAUAAAAAAUAAGUACAAUUUAAUUCAAGUUCUACAAGAAUUAGAAAAAUCAAGCGAUAAGCCAGAUAUUAAAAAAGCCAAAGCUGCUUCAAAAGCAUUAGAAAUAUGUGCUAAUGAAAGUGGGGCAUAUCAAAAAGAAAUGCAGAUGAUUACUUCAGAAAUUACUAGGUCGCUUUAUGCUGACAAAAAAGAGCUGGAUGAGGACGUCCUUGAAAAAAUAUAUGAUAAACAUACAGGUAAUUCUUAUGAAGAUGCCUUAUUAGACAGUGAAAUACCUUAUUUCCAUAUAUCAAAUACUUAUAAAGAAUUAUGAGAAGAAUCGAAGAAUGAUAUUAAUAGAUUGCAAAAAUAGAUUGAAUUAUUAUUUAAGACAUUUAAGUUUAAGCUUAUAAUAACUCUUCAAGUCCCGUACUUCUUGGCCUAGGCUUGGACAAUAACUCUGAAUAAAGAUAGACGGGCCGUCUAUCUAAAACUGUUUCUAUCCCUAGCCCUUUAGGACCUCUCUGAUCUACACCAGGCACAGUGUAGACCCAUAUUCUUGAGCUGAGACUCUCAAAAAGUCGUGAACUUCUCCCCUGAGCUCGAAUGUAGGACUUGAACCCUACCCCAAGCUAAUAUUUCUUAAUUGUGAAUUUCUUUUGAAAAAUCUUAUACCGCAAAAAUCACUCAUGCACUUGGAAAGAGGUAAAAUCUACACAGAUUUCAAAGUCGCUAUCAAAGCUAGAGACAAAGAAAUUGAUAGACUAAAAUGGGAAAUCCAAGAAGCCAUCAAUGCACCAGUUAAAGCUAUGGAGUGAAAAAUGGUCCAGUUAGAAGAACAAGUAAUGCUUUAUUAAGAAUAUAAGAUUUAAAGACGAUGCUAACGAUACCCAAGAAAAGCUCAAUCAGGCAUAUAUGAAAAUUAACGACUAUAUAAAAUUAGCAUUAUUUAGAUUAUCGAGAAGCUCCCGGUAGCACUCGCGAGUGUGUUUCUCCACCUUGCGUCGUUGGGCUGUCCACAGCUGCUCUAUCUGGGGGUUAAAUCCUCUCCGCCUGAGGCUUGAGUCAAAUGGAGAGUAAAGUGGGCUAUGCCACUUUAUCAUGCACUAGGCUAGGGUUGCCUGCUUAGAAAUUCCAAAAAAUGGAAUUUUGGAGACUCUUGACAAAAGGUAAAACUUAUAUUCAGGGCUUAACUCCUGGUUUUACGCUGGAGAGCUGCCCGAUAGGCUUAGAAGGCUUUACUGAGCUUCCCCUUUCCAAUUCCAAGUCUCCAUUUCCAUCGAGAUAAAUCCAACUCCUGAAAGCGGACUAAAGGCUAGGCCCAAAACAUAUUAGGAUUGGUUGACUAGUAUAGCUGUCCAAUUUUAAGCUGGAAAAACCUUGCCAGUAGCUCCAUGAUCGGGAGGCUCCAGGCCGAGACACCAUAUUUUAAUUAUGAAAAUUAACAACUAUAAAGCAGAGUCUUCAGCAGACAAAAAUUUGAUUGGAGAUUUGCAGGUAAAAACAAUACAAAAUGAAAAGCAAAUUAUCCAUUUAAAAGAGAGCUUAAAUGAUUUGGUAAAUAAGCAUGAUGCUGCUUUAAAUGAAAAUAAAAAUUUAAAAACAGAGCUUGAAUCAGCAGUUAAAAUGCUUGAGAUUAUAAAAGAUGAAAAAAGUGAGCUUGAAUUGCAAGUGAAGCUAUUGGAAAUAAAAAUAAGCAAUCUUAUAGCAGAUUCAGGAUCUGGAAUGGAGAAUUUAACUCCAAGGCCAAACUUCGGCGGUACUGAAGAGUUUCACACUUUGAAAGGUUCAAGCACCAAAGAAAAGGUUGGAGAAUUAAGUUUUUAAUUAAUGAAAUUUUCUCUCGCACAUUCAGUGCCUUCUAAAUUUUCUUUACUUGAGGUUGAGAUAUGAUAACAGCUCUGAACAGCAGUAGGUGAAGUGGCCUAACCGUCUAACCGUUAAAGUUAUCAAGCCCUUUUCAGACUUCUCUAGUCAGUGUCAGCCUUAGCACAGACCUCUUCUCUUCAAGCUGAGACUCUCAAGAAGCUUUGACUUCUCUCACUAAGCUCGGUUAUGGGUCUAGCCUAGUGGAUUAGGACUAGGGUCCCAUCCCUAACUGCCAUUUUAAAUAUUGUUAGAGAAUUAAUUAAACUCCUUAAAAGCUUCAAAUUAGACCGUAAACCUACAAGAGUUUUUCAAAGAAGAGAAACUUUAAAUCCAAAGAGGAAAAACACUUUAGGCAUUUCUAUAAGAAAAGCUGAAAGAAUGUUUUCUGUUAUUGAAAAAACUGAUGAUGACUUAUAA